AUGUUAUCCACUGAAGCGACGUGCGGGUGGAGCUCGUUGCUACUGCCGAUGGUUCCACACCAUCAAAAUGCAUUCAAUCCUUGCUUUUUGGCAACCAGUUGUAUCUUGAUCACAUUGAUAUUUUUAUUUUGGGGAGCAACAUCAUUGAGACGACUAUGUAAUCAACCAAAGUACGGCUCUUUUUCACCCAAGAGUACCGGUUUCUGGCAAACAUUGAGAGUUUUGGCUGCAGGAAUCGAAAUUUUGCUCUUUAUCACUUAUAGCCACAGUGCAAGUCAAGGUGUAGGCUCAAACGUGAGCCAGGACACGGAUGCGAGCUUAAAAGCAAGUUCAACAAUGGUAUUUGGUCUUGGGCUAUUAUGCACGUUUUUGAUUUUUAUAAUUACACCGCUUCAAAUUAUGGAGACGUCGUAUUCGCCACACCAAUUAAGUGUGGUGAUGGUUUUUUGGCCAACAUUCACUAUAUUGCUUACUGCAUUCUAUUUCCAGGAUAAUUACACCGACUUGGGGAUACUUUCGGGACAAGCCAAGUUCUCAUUGCAAGGUAUGCUUAUUAUCAACGCCAUUAUUAUUACUCUAAUGGAGGUGUUCAAAUGGAAACCAAAUCACGAGUUGAUAUUGCAUUUUAAACGCGAGGGAAAGGAAUUGGAACUUGCAGAGCCCAACAUCCUUGAGCAAAUAACGUUCACGUGGAUGAAUGAUUUAAUUGUGAGCUCUUAUAAAAACAAAACAGUCACUCACACCGAGUUGCCAAACACGCCAGAUGAGAUAUCAACAAAGUAUUCUGCGUCAAGACUCCAAAAAUUUUGGAAUGGCUCGGGACUCAUUUUCUCAUUGCUCAGGUCUUUUGGACCUGGAUUGGUGGUAUCAUUUGCAUACGAAAUGUUGGCCAAGCUUUUGAAUUAUGUCAAGCCGCAGUUACUUCGACUUCUCAUUCUCUAUUUUGCAAUUAGCAACCCACCAUUGUUGCAAGGUCUUCUAAUUUGUUUUGCAAUGUUUGCCACCUCACUAUUGCAAACGUCGUUGAACAAUAGAUAUAUGUUGAAAAACUUGGAGAAUGGUCUUAAUGUGAGAAGUUCUUUGUCGUCUUUGAUUUAUCAAAAAACAUUGGUUUUGUCAAACGACAGUAGACACAAGACUUCCUCGGGAGAUAUUAUCAAUCUCAUGUCUGUGGAUGUGAAUAGAAUUCAAAGCGUAAUCUUGAAUUUGAGUACCUUGGUUCUAGCGCCUGUUGACAUCAUUUUGUGUAUAGCCUCACUAUGGCCAUUGCUUGGGCCAGCGACAUUGGCAGGUGUGGCGGUGAUGCUAGUCUUGAUUCCUGUGAAUGCUUUUUUGGUACGCUACUCAAGACGGUUAAAUAAAGAACAGAUGAAGUUGAAAGACGCGAGAACCAGAAUAACCAAUGAAAUUCUAUCAUCCAUCAGAAGCAUCAAGUUGUAUGCAUGGGAAAUACCUAUGGUUGACAAAUUGCUCGACGCGAGAAACGGUAAGGAGUUGCACAACUUGUUCUACAUUCGAAUCAUUGGCUUGAUCUCAAACUUUGUAUGGUACGUCAUUCCAAUAUUGGUGAGUUUAUUUUCGUUUGGUUGUUUUGUUUUGACGCAAAGCAAGCCAUUGACUUCAGAUAUUGUGUUUCCUGCAUUGACUUUGAUUGGUUUGUUGUCGGCUCCAUUGUACGAAUUACCAGCAGUGAUAACUUCAAUUAUUGAAGCGCAAGUUGCAAUCGAUAGAGUUUUCUCGUUUUUGACGAGUGAUGAGUUAAGCAAUGAUUACUUUCACAAGCUUCCAAAGAUGCUCAUAUCCCAAGAAAGUGAACCAGUUAUUGAAGUUAAAAAUGCAUCAUUUUUUUGGGACAAACAAUCUUUUGAAAAAAAAGAUGAGCACAAUGAUGAAGGUGCACACCAUGGGCAAAUAUUGCACAAAGAAGAGCUAUAUGCUUUGAAGAAUGUCAAUUUCAAAGUGAGGAAAGGAGCUCUCUCGUGUGUUGUAGGCAAGGUUGGAAGUGGUAAGACAUCUUUACUAUAUGGACUACUUGGUCAAAUGGUUGUUGCGAAAGGGAAUAAUAGCGGUGCUAGUGGUAGUAUCAAUGGUAAUAGUGGUAGUACUAAUGGCUAUGAUGAUCAUGAUGCAGAGAAUGUCGAGCCUAGAUUUGUGCCACUGAUCAAGAUCCGUGGUUCUGUCGCAUAUUGUUCACAACUGCCUUGGAUUAUGAAUGCAUCAGUAAAGGAAAACAUUUUAUUUGGUUGCAGGUUUGAUAAAAAUUUUUACAACAAGACCAUCAGUUCCUGUCAGUUGACGCAAGAUUUGGAGAUCCUACCUGAUGGAGAUGAGACUCAGGUUGGUGAAAAGGGGGUGAGUUUAUCUGGUGGACAAAAGGCUAGAUUGGCCUUGGCGAGGGCAGUAUACGCGAGAGCAGACAUUUAUCUCAUGGACGAUAUAUUAUCAGCAGUGGACUCACAUGUCGGUAAAAACAUUAUAAAUAAAGUGCUUCGUCCCGAAGGGCUUUUGGGUUCAAAGACUGUUGUUUUGUGUACAAACUCCAUUUCGAUACUUAAGUAUUCAUCGGACAUUACUUUAAUUGAGAACGGGACAAUAGUGGAGACCACUUCUUACAAAGAGAUAAAUGAGAUGGACCAUCCCAGGCUAGACAACUUGAUACGCAAUUUUUCAAACAUACAUGGAUCCGACGAUGAAUCUUUGGAGGGCGAAUCUCGAAAGGAAUCAGUUGAGCUGAUACAGGAACUGGUUUCCACAAGUAACGCUGAACCAGAAUGCAAACAACAAGUGGGCCACUCACUGGACAAUGAGCAGGAGCAGAUACCAAGAUCUACCCAGAGAAGGGCCAGUAUUGAAACUUUCAAGUGGGAUCCUUUGAAAAAGCUAUUACCAAAUCUAAACUCUGGACAAACAGUUGAGGAGAGUCAAAAGGGCAAGGUGAAAUGGUCAGUAUACUCGGCCUAUUUUAAAGCGUGCUCGAGUUGGGGGAUAUUUAUAUGGCUCUUGAUUUUGAUAAUUGGCAAUAUAUUAUCUGUUGGUGGAAAUUAUUGGCUCAAGUACUGGACUGAAGAGAAUUCCAGAUCUGGCGAAAACAAAAAUGUUUGGAGCUUCCUUGCGAUUUAUGCAACCUUAGGAAUUGGCUCGACUUGUAUGACAAUGACCAGAUCAGCAAUCACAUCGCUCUGGCUUGCUAUGAAUGCUUCGCGAAAGAUUCAUGACUCGAUGAUAAAUAGAGUUUUGAGUGCACCAAUGAUUUUCUUUGAACGAACUCCCGUUGGACGCAUUAUGAACCGGUUUACCAAUGACAUCAACAAGAUAGAUAAUAAUAUCCCAAAUACGUUGCUGGGAAUGGUGAACCAGAUAUGCAAGACAUUGAUUACAUUGUUUGUUAUCAGUAUUGGCAUUCCCGCUUACGCAGUGGUUAUAAUAAUUUUAUCUGCGAUUUACUUUUACUAUGAAAUUUACUAUGUGUCUAUUUCGAGAGAGCUCAAGCGAUUGGUGAGUGUGUCGAGAUCCCCUAUAUACUCACAUCUUGGAGAGACUUUGAAUGGGUUGACUACCGUUCGUGCAUACAACCAAGAGGAUAGGUUUACUUUUAUCAUGAAUACCGUCGUUGACUUUAAUAUAAAGUCCCAGUAUAUGCUUACCUCGAUCAACCGGUGGUUGAAUUUCAGAUUGCAAUUUGUUGGAGGGUUGGGUGUUUUGUCUGCAUCUUUGUUGUCCAUUUUUAGUUUGAGAACUGCUCACCCUCUUAGUGCAUCAAUGGUUGGUUUCAUCAUGACGUAUGCGUUGCAAGUCACGGGCUCACUAAGAAUUGUGGUCCGAAUGUCGGCUGAAGUGGAAAGCACCAUAGUUGCGGUGGAAAGGUGUCUCGAGUACACGGAGUUGGAAGUUGAAGAGCCAAACAAGAAUAGCUUAAGAGUGCCUUCCAAAGCAUGGCCUGAUCGCGGUGAGAUUGAGUUUAAAGAUUAUUCGACGAGGUAUAGACAAAAUUUGGACUUGGUGUUGCGAGGUGUCAAUUUGAAGAUUGAAGAGAGGCAAAAAGUUGGUGUAGUUGGUCGAACUGGCUCUGGAAAGUCAACGCUUGCGCUAUCGAUAUUCAGAAUCAUUAAUCCUGUCACGGGAAGCAUUCUCAUUGACAAAGUUGACACUACUUCAAUACCAUUAUUUGAUUUGCGUCACAGGCUCAGUAUUAUUCCACAAGAUUCGCAACUAUUUGAAGGAACAGUUCGCCAAAAUUUAGAUCCCUUCAAUCGCUAUAGCGAUGAUGAGAUCUGGAAAGCUUUAGAGCUUGCGCAUUUGAAGAGCCACAUCCUAAAGAGUCAAAGUGGUACAUCAACGGAUAAAUUGGCUAGCAAAGUGUUUGAGGGUGGCUCCAAUUUCUCCUCUGGACAGCGCCAGCUUGUGGCUCUAGCUCGAGUGCUUCUUCAAAUGAAGGAUUCGAGGAUUUUAGUGUUGGAUGAAGCUACAGCCGCGGUGGAUGUUGAGACGGAUAAAAUAAUCCAGGACACUAUACGCAAAGAGUUCAAGGACAAGACUAUUAUCACGAUUGCACAUCGCUUGAAGACUGUGAUGGAUAAUGACAGAAUUGUUGGAUUGGAUAAAGGGAGCGUAGUGGAGUAUGACUCGCCACAAGAGCUUUUAAAAUCCAAGACGGGUAUUUUUUACAAUUUGUGUAAGCAGGGAGGCUACAUUGAAGACUCUGAAGUAGAGGCUAAAGAGACGAAAUAA
Lodderomyces elongisporus is the source of this 4728-nucleotide messenger RNA. RefSeq names its product ATP-binding cassette bilirubin transporter. Lineage: Eukaryota; Fungi; Ascomycota; Pichiomycetes; Serinales; Debaryomycetaceae. The transcript has a single exon. The record is from RefSeq and is a predicted model, not a curated record. Gene Ontology annotation, molecular function: ABC-type transporter activity; ATP hydrolysis activity; bilirubin transmembrane transporter activity. Bases 1 to 4728 code for a protein of 1575 amino acids. Gene Ontology annotation, cellular component: membrane. Gene Ontology annotation, biological process: transmembrane transport.